GAUGACCAGAGACUGCAGACACAGUACAGGAGAUGACCAGAGACUGAGGACAGUACAGGAGAUGACCAGAGACUGCGGACACAGUACAGGGGAGAUGACUGCGGACAGACAGGAGAUGACCAGGACUGCGGACAGAGUACAGGAGAUGACCAGAGACUGCGGACACAGUACAGGGAAUGACCAGAGACUGUGGACAUAGUACAGGGAAAAUACUAGGGGACACAGUACAGAUGACCAGAGACUGCAGGCAGUGUAGGGGAUGACCAGAGACUGCGGACCUUUGGGGAG
Staurois parvus is the source of this 288-nucleotide messenger RNA. Lineage: Eukaryota; Metazoa; Chordata; Amphibia; Anura; Ranidae. The record is from the annotation of a GenBank genome assembly.